GAUUUCGCUCAGGUGUUACCAGUACGAGCUACCUCGACCAGGUCACCCCGGCAUCACCCUGGCUAACGAUCUGUCCGGAGGUACCGGGGGUCCCGGUGCGGGCGGCGUCGGUUCCGUCGGCGGUACUUCCGUCGGCGGCGGCGGAGGCGGCGGCGGCGGCGGCAGCGGUGGCGGCUCGUCCCUGCCGACGACCGCCCUCAGCCUCGAUCACCAGCAAUUCAACAUCUUCCCGGCGAUCUUCAGCCGGCAGCUCAACUUCUCCGCGGCGGCGGCCGCCAACUGCGGCCAGAACAAGUUGAUGGACGAGUUAAGGCCGAAUCUGGGUCUCCUCGGCGUCGGUCUGGUCGAGAACGACAGCUUCCACCUGAAUCACAAUCAGGAGAAGAGGAAGUGCAGCAGCGCCAGCUCGAAUGAGCAGGAUUUCGGUCUCUAUGGGGUGCAUCAGGGCCUGGAGGCGAGCCCGCCGACGCCCGCCGCGACUCCUGGCAGAAGCAGCGUCGGGGCUACCACGACUGUCGGAGCAGAAGGAGCUUUUAAAAAGUUAAAGCCCGACCCCUGCGCCUCUAGUCCUCACAUCGGCCACACACCUACAACAGCUAGUUGUCCAACACCAGCCCGACGGCGACACAGGACUACUUUUACACAGGAGCAGCUGGCAGAAUUGGAAUCGGCGUUCGCAAAAUCUCAUUAUCCGGACAUAUACUGCAGGGAGGAAUUGGCGAGGACCACUAAAUUGAACGAGGCCAGAAUUCAGGUUUGGUUCCAGAACAGAAGAGCGAAAUACCGGAAGCAGGAGAAGCAACUGCAGAAGGCUUUGACACCAAUUCCCGCCUGCCAAGGUGCCAUGAUGAGGAAUAUCUAUCCUGGUGCUAGCAGAGGUUAUCAACCCUACCCCCAUCCUCACAACAGCAUAAAUGGCAUAAAUCGUUAUCCCCAGAUGGGCACGACGUCUUAUCCGAGCAUGACCCAGCCGUUCUCCAUGUCGCAUUCAGCGUCGAAUAUGUCGGCCGUCACCGGAAUGCGACAAGAUGCAAUGGGGAUGUCAGCGGAGGACGAAUGGUACAACAAGAGCAUCUCGGCUCUGAGAAUGAAUACAGCUCAUCACCCGAACCUGGCCGCACCCAUGUUACAAUAUCAAACAUAAUUGUAAACGGAGGCGGAAGGGCGAUUCAAGGAUCUCGUCAAAAAUCCGGUGUUACACUUAUAAUCGAACAACGGGGGAAGAAAAAACAAGAGUGAAAGAACGACGAGAUCGACAAAGCCCGAUCGACGUUUCGCCGUUUCGCAAAUGAAAAAGGCAAGAGAUAAAAGCAGAAACACGGAUGAUGAUCUAUUUGCGUUAUCGCUAAUCGGCCGCAUCGACAUCCUGAUUUCGCGACACAUCCUCGCAUUUCGCUUUGUAGCAAAUGGGCUCGGUUCGCAUAUAUUGCGAAUACACGCGCGUGAAAGCUAUCAUCGAUUACGUUUCGGAUUUCGUCACACACAUACACACACACACACACACACACAUAUAUAUUUAUAUAUAUUGUUUUGGGCGAGCUAAAUAUUAUUAUUAAGCGCGGCGUUAAAUUCGAUUAAGCGCUAUGAUGAAAUAGCGGCAUUUAUUUCCAGCAUCCGGAAUGUGAGCUGCGAAAGAAAUAUUUGUUGCAGAAUUUCAAUUGGCAUCUACUUAUUUAAAUUCUCGUCUAUGACUGCUCGUGUGAUUACCGCGACAUAGAAUGUAUUACGAUCGACGUACAGAUUAUUUCUAAUAUCGCGUAUUUUUUUUGAAUCUCUUGCAAAUUUCUGGUAGAUCUUUUCUCGUAUAAAUCUUGAAUUAAAAUUCUUUUAAAUUCUUAUAAAGUUAAUUUUAGGAGCAACUCUGCACAUAAAAAAAUGUUUUAUUUGUCAUAUUUUAUAUAUAUUUUUUUAAU
Messenger RNA from Nylanderia fulva, 1913 nucleotides. Its product is annotated as homeobox protein unc-42. Gene Ontology annotation, biological process: regulation of transcription by RNA polymerase II. The record is from RefSeq and is a predicted model, not a curated record. NCBI's taxonomy places the organism in Eukaryota, Metazoa, Arthropoda, Insecta, Hymenoptera, Formicidae. Gene Ontology annotation, molecular function: DNA-binding transcription factor activity, RNA polymerase II-specific; RNA polymerase II transcription regulatory region sequence-specific DNA binding.